Molecule: messenger RNA, 1356 nt
Organism: Colletotrichum destructivum
Lineage: Eukaryota; Fungi; Ascomycota; Sordariomycetes; Glomerellales; Glomerellaceae
Product: Putative cytochrome P450
Exons: 6
Coding region: 1-1356 (451 amino acids)
Molecular function (GO): monooxygenase activity; iron ion binding; oxidoreductase activity, acting on paired donors, with incorporation or reduction of molecular oxygen
Source: RefSeq, a predicted model, not a curated record
AUGUUCCGUCAAUACUGCCGCGCCGACUACGAGAAGACCAGCAGCGAGCUACACAAAAAAUAUGGUCCUGUUGUCCGGGUAGCCCCUGGUCAAUACAGCAUCGACAGUGUUGACGCAGCCAAAACUAUCUACGGCCAUGGCAGCCAUUUCGCCAAGAAUGAUUGGUACAUCCCAUGGGGCAUCCCCGCCCAGAACAACCUCUUCAACGAGUUGAACCCGAAAGUCCACGCCAGUAUGCGCCGACAAGUUGCCAAUGUUUACUCAAUGUCCAACAUGGUCUCGUACGAACCAUAUGUUGAUGAGUGCACCGAAAUCUUUGCCCAACGAUUUUCCGAAUUUUCCGCCGAGGGUCGCGUAAUUGAUCUUGGACAUUGGUUCCAAUGCUAUGCCCUCGAUGUCAUUGGCAAGAUUACAUUCUCCAAGCGAUUCGGAUGUUUCGACGCCGGCGACGAUGUUCGAGGAGUCAUGAAGGCGCUUGAAGAAACCCUGACGUUUAGCACUCUAGUCGGUGUCUACCCGUGGCUGUCCUCCUACUUAUUCACGAUGCUCAAGUACAUCGGCUCAGGCAAAGAGCCAAAGGGAAAUGCAUUCUUAGCCAAGUUCGCAACCGAGCAUGUGGCAGCCAGCCGUGCGGAGGAGAAGCCCAAGGAGGGACCUCAAGAUUUCAUUUCCAAGCUCGUCCAGGCCCAGAGAGAGCGACUUGAAUCCAUCGAUGAUGCGCUUAUUGUGACUACCGGCAAUACUAACAUCGCGGCUGGAUCAGAUACUACGGCCAUCUCGCUCAGCGCCAUCAUGUACUACCUCUGCAGAAACCCAAGCACGUUGCAGAAAUUGCGGAAGGAGCUGGACGAGGCCGAGGCGGAGGGAUCAAUCUCGAGCCCAAUCACUUUCAGAGAAUCUCAGGCAUUGCCGUACCUCCAGGCUGUGGUCAAGGAGAGUCUUAGACUACACCCUGCCACGGGGCUCACUAUGCCGCGUGUGGUCCCCGAGGGCGGUAGACAGCUGGCAGGAAUCUUCUUUCCUGCAGGGAAUGUUGUUGGCAUUAACGCAUGGAUAGCUCACCACAAUAAGGAGGUCUUCGGACACGAUGCGGAUGAGUUCCGACCGGAACGAUGGAUCGACUCAAGCAAGGAGCAAAAGAGCGCCAUGGAAUCGUACUUCUUCGCUUUUGGCCAGGGCUCGCGCACCUGCAUCGGCAAGAACAUCAGCUUGCUGGAGGUGUUCAAAGCCAUUCCCAGAGUCGUGCAGAACUUUGACGUCAUACUAGAGAAGGAGGAUGACUGGCGCUGCACCAAUUACUGGUUUGUGAAGCCUCGAGACUUUUUCGUCAGAGUGAAGAAGAGGGGAUCAUGCUGA